Messenger RNA from Arachis stenosperma, 1524 nucleotides. RefSeq lists its product as uncharacterized. NCBI's taxonomy places the organism in Eukaryota, Viridiplantae, Streptophyta, Magnoliopsida, Fabales, Fabaceae. The coding region runs from base 1 to 1524 and encodes 507 amino acids. The record is from RefSeq and is a predicted model, not a curated record. The transcript has a single exon.
AUGAGUUUGUCGGACUUGAAGAACAGCAUCUUGGAGAAGCUUGGCGUGUUGGGUUGCAAGUGGGUGAAGAAACUAUUCUACAAGAUUCCCAUGGCGGUUGUCUCGACCGGUGUUCAGUACGAAACCUUUCCCGUUAAGUCUGAUGAAGAUAUUCGGGUUCUCUUCUACUGCGUAAGGAGUUUUCCGGAGAUCAGAAUCCAUGAGUUGUUUGCGAAGUUGGAGGUUGGCGUCGAUAGUUCUGGGGCAUCCGCUCCAGUUCCUUGCGUAGCUUCCGCGGGUGGUGCAUCUAGUUCGAUGCCUGCGGUCAGACCGCAUCUUCCUCCGGUUCAAUCACCUUCUUUUGCGGCUGACUUAGAACAAACGGAGGUUGUCGGUUCUGUCCCUUUGGAGCAUGCAGCAGUCAUUGAGCCUCCCAACGUAGUGGGUACCGGUGGUGGCCUCGUGCCUUAUGUUGAAGACUUUGGUGGACCUGAUCAAGUAGAGAAUGCAAUGCGUGACGAUGAAUCUGACGAGGAGCCUGUUGAUAUCGAUGGUGACAGCGACGAAAACACAGGCGGCGAUCCUGAUGCGCAACAUCGGCCUUCAAGUUCUGCUUCUCAUCAAUACCCUCCACACUUCUCGACACUAAACUUGGAAGCUCUUGGUCAACAGGAAGACAGUGGUAACAGAGUGGGUAGAUCUUCUACAGAAUUCGAGAUUGGGCAAUCUUUCCAGAGUAAAGAUGAAGUUGUGCUCAGUGUGAAGGACUAUAGCAUCCGGCGAGGUGUUGAGUACAGAGUCAUCGAAUCGGAUCAUUUGAAGUAUCAUGGAAAAUGCAAGGAAUUCGGCAAGGGUUGCACUUGGUUGGUUCGUGUAGCGCUUCGUGCACGAAAGGGAACUUGGGAGGUUAGGAGGUACAACGGGCCACACACGUGCCUCGCAACUUCUAUCUCAAGUGAUCACCGUCAGCUGGAUUAUAACGUUAUAUGUGCGAGGAUUCUUCCUAUGGUUAGGGCGGAUGCUGCGGUUACGGUAAAGGUACUUCAACAAGCGACAGAAGCUGAUUACGGUUUCAGGCCUAGUUACAGGAAGGUCUGGUUGGCUAAGCAGAAGGCUGUGGCUGAAAUAUAUGGAGAUUGGGAAGAGUCUUACGCGGAGUUGCCCCGUUGGAUGCUAGGGAUCGAGGCAACAAUGCCGGGAACAAUCACGGUGCUGAAGACGUCUCCGGUUCAGAUUGGUGGUGCUGUUGAUGAGUCGACGGUGUACUUUCACCGACUUUUCUGGACAUUUCCUCCCUGUGUCGAGGCAUUCCGGCACUGCAAGCCACUCGUCAGUAUUGAUGGUACCCACUUGUAUGGGAAGUAUGGAGGGACGCUCCUGUUGGCGAUAGCUCAGGACGGAAAUUCGAACAUCCUGCCGAUAGCAUUCGCCCUUGUAGAGGGGGAAAAUGCAGAGUCGAGGAUAGGAACCUGUGCGCCACACGGCACCACCACUCUAGGUAAUCUGAUGAUGGACCAGGGUCGAGGACACGAUCGACCCAUAUGA